Molecule: messenger RNA, 303 nt
Organism: Rangifer tarandus platyrhynchus (Svalbard reindeer)
Lineage: Eukaryota; Metazoa; Chordata; Mammalia; Artiodactyla; Cervidae
Source: the annotation of a GenBank genome assembly
AUGGACAGAGCUGACCAGGCCCCAUCCUGUCCCACCUGUGAGCACUGCUCCCCAGACCCCUUCUGCCUCCUCUCUGGGUCUCUGGACCACAGGAUGGUGGUGCUGCAGCUGCUGAAGGCCUGCCCUCCUCCCAGUGUGCUCCCCACCCAGUGGGGACAGUCUCCUGGAGAAGAUUCCAGCUCUCCCGAGUUGGGUCUCAGCCUGAACUGCACACACAGCAGAGGGGCAACUGGCAUCAUGAAGAGCACUGGACCGGGAGUCCCGUGGUUGGUUCCUGGCACACUGGCAGUGGGUGCUCAAUAA